Messenger RNA from Linepithema humile (Argentine ant), 1215 nucleotides. The record is from RefSeq and is a predicted model, not a curated record. Lineage: Eukaryota; Metazoa; Arthropoda; Insecta; Hymenoptera; Formicidae.
UCUUAGAAAAAAAUUAUUUACAUCGCAUAAUGUAUAUAUUAUGUUAACUGCCAAUAUUUCUCUCAGUGUUCAGUGAUUUCUCGAAACAGUAAGAUAACGAUUAAUUUUAUAUAAUACAUCUUUAGCACUCGCAAUUCAAGACGGUGCUAACAGUACUAUCGUUACAAAUUGUUAAUUGUUACAAAGUACUGUAAUUUAAAUUUUCACAUCAUUUUAACAUAUUUAGAUGCUUUAAAGCAAAUUAGUAUGGCAUUGCGACAUAUCUUAUUAAAUGGAUUAAUAUUUAUCGUGAUGAUUAUACUAUCUACUGCACAAUUUACGACUAAUACUACUGAAAUUAAUAACAAGGUUUUCAAUGUCAGUCGUUUUAAACCAUUGCGUUAUGAUGUCAAAAUAAAAUUUGACGUAUACAAUAAUGUCUUUUUUGGAGAAUGCAUUAUCGCUAUCGAGAUUUAUCGUCAGACAAAAACGUUAAUUAUGAACUUAGAGACUACGGCCAUAAUUAAAGUUGACCUGAUGGACCACUAUAAUAAUCUGACAAUCAACAUCCAGAAAUUUUCAUUUAUCAAUAAAACGUACAUUCAUCUUCAUUUGAACCAAUCAUCAAUAGAGUUUUUAUCUCCUGAUAAAGCAGAAGUACUAAACUACAAAGGCAUUAAAUUAAUAAGAGCACAAGAACUAUUUCCAUGUUGGAUCAAGUCAAAAUUUAAAUCAAUUUUUAACAUUUCCAUCAAGCAUCAUCAAAUCUAUACAUUUUUCUCGAAUGUGCCAAUGCGAAAACAAGUACAAAGUAUAAAUAACAUGUUGUGGACUCACUUUAACGAAUCACCUUCUAUGUCCGCUAAAGAUUUAACAAUUGGUAUAACUGCAUCAACUUAUUCCUUAAUUUCUGCUAAAAAUCUCAAAUUUUGGCAUAGAAAAGAAAUCAGAGAUCAGGUGCAUUUUGUAAAAGACAUUACGCAAAAAGUCAUAUAUUAUUUGCAACAAAAGAGUACAAUCAAAAUACGAAAUGUAGAUUGCUAUAUAGUUAAGGGCCUUCAACACAGUUACAUAAGAAUUUUGAACACAGUAAAGUCAUGGGGAUUCAUUUUAUUAAGGGAAGAAGAUAUUAUUUAUAAUGAGACAUUAAAUCAAAAUGUCCGCAAAACAGAAGUGGCAAACUUAAUAGCAUGUGCAACGGUAUCUCUUUGGUACGACGAUUAUUUUAUAAUUUGA